Messenger RNA from Trypanosoma brucei brucei TREU927, 1602 nucleotides. Its product is annotated as variant surface glycoprotein. The transcript has a single exon. The record is from RefSeq and is a predicted model, not a curated record. The coding region runs from base 1 to 1602 and encodes 533 amino acids. Lineage: Eukaryota; Euglenozoa; Kinetoplastea; Trypanosomatida; Trypanosomatidae.
AUGCAGCGUCUAGCAUUAGCGCUACUUGUUAUUAUCGGACCAAAACUGGCAGCCGGCGAAAACAUGGUGUAUGGAGAAAACAGAGCUGAACACGCAGCGCUUUGUGCUUUCAUACGAAUGGCAGACCGCGCCGUCGCAGUCCCAACCGUUGAGCCGCUCGACAAGGACGACUAUAAUUACAUACAGGAGCUUAAUUUCACUCUUUCACCAGCCGAAUGGCAGGCAAAAUUCUACAAAGAGGCAGAGCGCAAAACAGUGCACGACAACGCUGACUCUGCCGGUAUAAAAGACGCAGAUGAAGCUGAGUUUUGGGAUGACUGGAAAGCAGCAGCCGAAGCACUGAAACAAGGCGAAGACAACCAGAAGGUCAAACAGGCUGUGACUCCAGAACUGACAAAAACGGCAAAGCAGCUGGCGGCCGUCCAGCUAGCAGCAAUAGCGCUAGAAGUGAAGCAGUUACUAAAGAGGUACCCAAAUGUAAACCCAGAAGCAGCUAAAUAUCAAUCGGCUUCGCCUACAGCAGCCAUAAUGGCAGCAGCGCUAGGGCAAGGAGAUGCGAAAGCAACCAACAUAGACGCAAGCAAGCCGUUUUCAGCCACGGUGUCAGGAAACCGGCAAACCGUGUGCGAAGUCAAAACAAGCGGCGUGCGACCAGCGACGGCACUGGCGACACUAACAUGCAUCUGCCACAAGGACAACGGCAACCCGGUAACAGACGGCGCUUGCACCGAAAAAGCCGAAGCAAGCACGGCUUGGACAUCAUCGGCAACACCACCGGAUAGCAGCGACUACCAGAAACUAGCAAAAUCGUGCGGCGCGCCACCGCAAGAACCAAUAACGACAACCGAACUUGAACACGCGAUAGCCACCGUCAGGGCGCUGAUCCAUACGGACGGGACAAACGGCUACCUAGGGGCAUUCAGAGGCACUGACUGCAGUGGGGCGUCCAACAGCGGCAUGUGCAUCAAAUUCACAGGGCUAGUAGCAAGCCCGGAAAAAGAAAACGAACUUCAGUGGCUAACAACAAUAAAAACAAUAGCAACCAAUCUAAAACACCUCGAGCAAGCCAAAGCUGCAGCCGCCACAGCGGCAAUUAGCCAUUCCAGAGCUUUGGCAGCAGCAAUGGAUAAGCUGUCGACAAAAUUCAGUGAUUCGGUGGAAACAGCCAUCAACGUUCGAUGCGAGACACACAACAAGUCCAAGACGGAAUGCCUAGGAGCUAAAUGUAAAUGGGGUGGCAAAAAGGAGGAUGACGGUCCAUGCACUCCAACCGAAGACCAAGUUGCAGAACAACCAGCCCGAUCAACCGAAACAGAAGGUGCACCAAAAGAGGGGGCAGCUGCAACUGGAUGUGCAAGACACGGAGAUGACAAGACGGCCUGUGAAAAUGACAAAACAGGCGAUAAGCAAAAUUGUGCAUGGAGAAUAGGCAAAGAUAAUGAAGAUGACAAGGAGAAAGAAAAAUUCCGCUCUUCCAGCUUCCUCCUAAACAAACAAUUGGCUCUGAGUAUGGUUGCUGAAUUUGUGAGUUUAAUAGCAUCUCAAAAUCUUAAAAUUAUAAGAGUUUUGCUCAUUUUUAUGAAAAUUAUGAAUAUUAGUUAG